Messenger RNA from Saccostrea cuccullata (small rock oyster), 1380 nucleotides. RefSeq lists its product as uncharacterized. The coding region runs from base 232 to 1284 and encodes 350 amino acids. NCBI's taxonomy places the organism in Eukaryota, Metazoa, Mollusca, Bivalvia, Ostreida, Ostreidae. The transcript has 9 exons. The record is from RefSeq and is a predicted model, not a curated record.
CUUUAAAAUGAAAUUUAAUGAACUUGAAAAGGGUUAUCUUGCCGUUUUUUUUUCACGAGUGAACACGUCACGGGUAUUCCCUUCUACUUGUUAUUGAUAACGAAACAAAGUAAACACAAUAUCCCCAGUUACCUUGUAGUAUUUCGGAGUUAAAACGCUAAAAAUAAGACAUUUAAAAUAUCUGAUGCGCUGUAAGGGCGUUUGUCCUGAAGACUAAGAAAGAAAUGAAAAAUGUUUCAGUUUCGAGGUACAGGUAUUUUCUCAUGGAUCCUUGUCGUGUAUACGUGUAUUUCAAAGGUUUGUAAUUCUUCUGCCUUGAAAUGCUACGCUUCCCAGCCGACCGAAACUGAGGUCCAGAAAUGUCCUUUGACUCCGAAAGAACUUGAAGAAGCUACACAGCGAAAAAACUGUGAGAUCAUUGCGCUUUCCCAAAAUUGUACGAAGCCAGAACAUUUUAAGUAUCACUGUGUACUCAGUAUUAACAGACGAUCUUUGAUGGAAGUUUGUGCACCAUUCAUUUUUUCCCAGGAAUAUUGUGUUGGCUUUGACACGCUAGGACUACAAAUUCAGCAGAUAUUUGAUAGUUCUUGUACGAAAUUUCCAGACCCUUGUCCUAUUGGAUUUGCUUCUUGGAACUCAUCAGCUUUUUCAGGCUGCUAUGAACUCAUAGAGCACCGGCAGAGGAAAUCCAAUUCAGGAGGAAGUGACAUAAAUACAGUGUGGUUUGUUGUCGUGCCUAUUGUAACCUUUGUGGUUGGCCUAAUAAUGACAGUGGUGACGCAAAAAUUGUGCAGAAGACUACAAGAUUUCAAAAUAAGAAAAGGAAAAAAUACUGAAAAUCAGAAUGAAAAUGAAAAUUCCCAGGCCUUACUAAGUGGCACAAACGAGGAAACAGAUAUUUCUCUCACAGGAUAUGACGCUACAGGAUUUGAUAAGGAGAGCUUUGAUAAAGUUAUCAACGACUUUCAUUUAACGAGCGUUGAGGAAUUAUUUAAACAAAACCAUAUUGACUGUGUUGUUACCUUCCUUAAUUUGGAUAAUGACAAACUGCAGAAUCUUGGAUUAGAAAUAGGACAGCAGGAAAAAUGUAAAAACGCUAUUCGAAGAAUACAGUGUGCUGCUUGCAACAAAAUGAGACGCCAAAAGGGAGACAGUCAGACCAGCAUGUCCAAUAGCGAAAGAUCCGAGUCCAGAGACCAAUUUCCGUCAGCACAAUCUGUCCCUACAUCUACAGGGAAAAAGAAAAGGCCUUCUCAUAAAAGAACAUUAUCUUAUCCUACCUGAAACGUUUACACUGAUUAGAUAAACAAAUAAAAUUAAAACUGGAAUAUAAUUAUAUGGUUUCUUUACAUUUCGAGUAUUUAUUAUUUUAGUAAAACA